GGAAGGGCUUGGUUAGGAGGAAGCGAGGGGCCCAACAGUGUGUCCUUUCCAUUCUCCUUCAAGCAAAGCAGACUUCCAGACACCGCCAAUGGGAGGAGAGCCAGCCGCCAGCUCCCCGGAGCCGGAGUGGGAAGAGGUGGAAAAGAUGGGUGAAACAAAGUUUUUACCUUCAGGAGGAAAUUCUCCAAUUGUUGGAAUGGUUUCGGAGCUCCUGGACUACAUUUCCCAGCACGCAUCGCGCCGCGCUCCUUUCACUUCCGGAACGACGUCCCAGGAGUCUCUGGGCGCAGAACUCCGCCUCCGCCGCUGAGGAGUGACGUCGGACUCGGGGAGUGCCGGGUGACGCACUUCCUCCCAGGGUUGGCGGCUGAAUUGCCUUGUGGCGGGUUCGAGUCCCGCCUCCUGAUUUCUGCUUCUAGACCCGGAGUUCUGGGCGGGGUGCAUUCGCCCGAGAGCCUCUCUUCAACCAGGGACGACGGCAUCUCUUGGACAUCACCAUGGAGGACUACCUGCAGCGUUGUCGAACCGCUCUGCAGGAGUCCCGGCCCCUACACGUGGUGCUAGGAAAUGAAGCCUGUGACUUGGACUCCAUGGUAUCUGCUCUCACCUUGGCUUUCUACCUGACAAAGACAACUGAAGCUCAGGAAGUCUUUGUACCAGUUUUAAAUAUAAAACGUUCCGAGCUACCUCUGCGAGGUGACAACGUCUUCUUCCUUCAGAAGGUUCAUAUUCCAGAGACCCUGUUGAUUUUCCGCGACGAGAUUGACCUGCACGCACUGCACCAGGCUGGCCUGCUCACCCUCAUUCUUGUUGACCAUCACGUCCUGUCCAGAAAUGACGCAGCUCUGGAGGAGGCGGUAGCAGAGGUGAUGGACCACCGGCCCAUUGAGCAGAAGCACUGUCCUCCCUGCCACGUGUCAGUCGAGCUGGUGGGGUCCUGCGCCACUCUGGUGACCGAGAGAAUCCUGCAGGGGGCGCCAGAGAUCUUGGACAGAGAGACAGCAGCCCUUCUGCAUGGAACCAUCAUCCUGGACUGUGUCAAUAUGGACCUUAAAAUCGGAAAGGCAACCCCGAAGGACAGGAAGUACGUGGAGAAGCUAGAGGCCCUCUUCCCAGAUCUGCCCCAAAGAAAUGAGAUCUUCAGUUGCCUACAAAAGGCAAAGUUUGAUGUAUCAGGACUGACCACCGAGCAGAUGCUGAGAAAGGACCAGAAGGUCAUCUGCAGACACGGCGCCAAGGUGGCCGUCAGUGCCAUGUACGUGGGUCUGGAGGCCUUCCUGCAGAGGCCGGGCCUCCUCCCAGACCUCAGCGCUUUCUGCCAGGCUCACAGCUGUGACGCCCUGGUCGCCAUGACCAUCUUCUUCGACGCCCAUGACGAGCCGGUGCGGCAGCUGGCUGUGUUCUGUCCCCACGUGGCACUUCGAAUGGCGCUCUGUGGAGCCCUGGAACGCUCCCACUCUCCGACGCUGAAGCUGACCCCUUUCCCAAGCACGCAGCCCAACCUGCAGGCCUAUCUCCAGGGCAACACCCAGGUUUCCCGGAAGAAAGUUCUGCCUCUGCUCCAGGAAGCCCUGUCAGCAUAUUCUGACUCCAUGAAGAUCCCAGCAGGGCAGCCUGAAGCCACAUCCUCGGAGCAGGUGGACAAGGGGUUGGACAGGGCAGGGAGCGCCCUGACUCCUGGACUGAGCCAAGAUGAAGACGACCCCCCGCUGCCCCCCACACCCAUGAACAGCUUGGUGGAUGAGUGUCCGCUGGACCAGGGGCUGCCCAAGCUCUCCGCCGAGGCCGUCUUCGAGAAGUGCACCCAGAUCUCGCUGUCCCAGGCUCCCAGUGCUGCCGCGUCAAAGAAGUGACUCUCGGGAGGGGCUGGGCGUGGGGGAGGUGGCCUGACACCUCCAGUGCAUGUUUGGAGAUGUUCAGGACUGUCCUCGUGAAACUAGGAGGCAAAAGAUGGAAAAGAAAGCCGCUGCUUGUAGAAAAGGCUUUCUGCCUUUCCCUCUGGUCUCUACCAAUCAGACUUGUCAUUAUUUAACUUUAUUAUUUAAAUCUGCACUGACUUCCCUCUGUUUCAUCUGCUGGGCACAAUGUAAUGUAACGCAUCCACUGUCCCGGCAGAGUGGGGAGGCAAAUGUAACCCUGAAGUGCCCUCGGUCCAGACCUGGACCUGGAACGAGACAUUCACUGAUGCUCUCUUGGACUUCUCCUCUUUUAACGGUGCGGGGGAUUGAACUCUGGGCCUUGCGCAUGCGAGGCAGGUGGCAGAACCACUGAGCCAAAUCCCUGGCCCUGGACUUCAUUUUUUCAUGUACUUAUGUAAGUUUUUAUUGAAUACUUACUUCGAACUAGAUAGAAAGCGGGUGUGCUUUAGAAACUCUUGCUCCAGUUUUCAGCCUUCAGCAGAUUUCUGGGUUUCCAACUUGUCUUCCUGUCCCCUGGCAUUUGCCAGAGUGGUGGUUGAAUUUUUAUCCUGAGCUUACCGUGGCUAUUUCCGGUCUGGUUUGGGAGCAGAUCAAAGGCCGUGACCUUGUGUCCCUAUUGGGUGGCCUAGCUUUCUGUCUGCUUGGGUUCCUCUAUCCCAGAGUCACAGGGACCCUGAAGACCCCUGGUUCUUGAGAGUCGAGGAAGGGCUUCCGACCCCAUAGGCACUUUUCCUCACAGGAGCGGGAAUCCCGAGUCUGUCCCUGGCCUGGUAGGUCAAUGAAUUCCUCGUCCAUUUCUUUCCAUUCUGUCAUGUUAAAAGGAAACGAAGUUCUUGUACCGACGGCCACAACCUGUGUGUCUUCUGGUGUCUCUAGGUCUCGUCUCCAUCUGUGGAACAGGGUUUGGACUAGAUGUUCCCUGGUAGGCUGUGACGUGCCUCUGGCUGUGUCUUUUCCUCUCUUCCGUGGCUCUGCCUUUUUCUUUUGUUUUCCCAGGAAUGCUGGGCUCGCUGGGUUGUCGUUGUCCACGUGGUUGUGCUGAGGGCGUCAGUCUUGUGUAGCAUGUAGAGGGCUGUGGUUCAUACCACAGCGGCCCGGCGGAGGGCGCCCUGACCUGUUCUGCAUGUGUAGUACCCUUCCUCCUCCAGACCAGCUUGUUCUCCUUCCUGCCCCUUACUGUUUGCCAACAAUUUCACUGAAUGUCAUAUGCGAUGGUUUCGGGGUGGCAUCUUCUGGGGUGAAGGGGGCAGUAUGGUGUCUGUAGCCAUUUGAACGGUAAAAAUAUUGCUGUGAUCACUGAACCAAAGCAAUUUACGUUUUGUAACUUGGGUACUUUAUUUCACAUUUUGUUAAAGUAUUAAAUACUUUUUCCUGUUUGGAGUCUUAUUGUCACCUUUUACAACUGUCAUAGUCCUUUACCUUGGGUAAGUGUUUCUGCCUCCCACAGGUUUACCUCCCAUCUUUGUACUGGCCUCUGUCAACUCUAACAAACCCCCCCUCUCUUGGAAGUGGGGGUGGAGUGAGGUGGUGAAGCCAGGGCCUUUGCAGUGAGUUUUAUCACACACACCCACGCCCCGUAUUUUUUUUGAGA
This is a messenger RNA of Fukomys damarensis (Damara mole-rat), 3510 nucleotides long. RefSeq names its product prune exopolyphosphatase 1 (gene Prune1). Bases 498 to 1853 code for a protein of 451 amino acids. The record is from RefSeq and is a predicted model, not a curated record. The transcript has 9 exons. NCBI's taxonomy places the organism in Eukaryota, Metazoa, Chordata, Mammalia, Rodentia, Bathyergidae. Gene Ontology annotation, molecular function: exopolyphosphatase activity. Gene Ontology annotation, cellular component: cytoplasm.